Cryptomeria japonica (Japanese cedar) is the source of this 711-nucleotide messenger RNA. RefSeq names its product RING-H2 finger protein ATL2. The record is from RefSeq and is a predicted model, not a curated record. The transcript has a single exon. The coding region runs from base 1 to 711 and encodes 236 amino acids. Lineage: Eukaryota; Viridiplantae; Streptophyta; Pinopsida; Cupressales; Cupressaceae.
AUGUUUGUCCCUGGCGGGAAGAAUCCAGAUGCUUAUAUUUACGUUGGCCCGCUUAACAAGGAUUCAGAUUUAAAUUCUUUCGUUGGCCCUCCAAACGAUGAGGAGCGUGGGGAUAAUGAAUGGAACGAUUAUCUUCUAAUGGCGGGAGUAUUGUCUCUAUGUAUGCUUAUCUCCAUCUUUGUUAUUUUGUAUUACGUCUACUUCCGAACGGAUUCCCAUGCAGAGAACCGGCGGCGGCUGAGGUCCCGGAUUUCGAGAGUUCGUGGGUUUUCUUUGAGAGGAGGAGAUGAACACUUUUGUUCUCCGGCGACACAAGGUUUAUGCAGGGAAGUCGUAGAUGCCCUCCCGGUUUUUGUCUACAAGCCGGAAAAUUUCAAGGACGGAUUAAGCUGUGCUGUUUGUCUGAGUGAAUUCGAGGAGAACGAAAAAGCCAGAUUACUGCCCAACUGUAAUCAUAGCUUUCAUGUGGAGUGUGUUAAUAUGUGGUUUUAUUCCCAUUCCACUUGCCCUCUUUGCAGAGCCAACGUUGAAAAGCAGCCUGAUCAGUCUGUCCAGUCUGGUAAUAGAGCGGUAGAGAUUUCAGUCAUGGAAGAAGAAACGGGGAUAGAUCAGAAGACUGUAGAAAGCAGUAGGAGUGGAGAAGACCAGGUGGAAUGCAUUAAUGGCGAGUGUAACAAUGUUAGUAUUGAUAUCCCACCUAGGGAAAAGUAA